AUGUCGACUCCGACUGUUAUUGCUAUAGAGGCACACCAGAUUCAAGAGAGUUUCGGCGCCAUAUUCAUUGGUUCAUUCAUAUCCAUGAUUCUGUUUGGCCUCGGCAUAGCACAAUUGUACAUUUAUCGUGGCCGAUUCACCUGUGACCGAAGAGCGUUAAGAUACUUCGUCCUAUUCAUCUUCUUGCUGGAUACUGCAAGCACUAUUUUCACCGCGUGGUGGAUGUACUAUCUUUUUGUGUCCAACUGGGGUGAUGCCGGGAUAUUUCUUACAGGGAAUUGGUGCGGGGCUUUUGCGGGAGGGGCAAUCUUUCUUGUCGUGAAGAAGCUGGCAGACAUUGCAACCAACGUCAUCCGGCCAGCAGGCAUUGUUUGGCUGCUUUCAGCUGCAAUUGGCGAUAUCAUGAUUGCAGCUUCAAUAAGCUGGUUCCUCCAGAGUCAUAAGUCCGGAUUUAAGGCGUCCAAUCAGCUUCUGGAUAGGGUUAUACGAGGGCUUUUGACCGCAACAAUUGCUGUUAUUGACCUGAUUCUGUUCUUAUCUUCGGACAAGCCCAACCAUAUUGACCUACUGACCACGCUCGUACUCACAAAGCCUCCUGAGGUUCUUGUUCACGUCGAAGCACACCAGAUGGUUGACAUCGUGAAACAGGACGCUGAAUGGACACAGGGACCACAGCAUGCCAUGGACAUAUCCAAGAGCGAUCCCGGUUGGGCAAGUUGCAGCCAGAGCUGA
Molecule: messenger RNA, 732 nt
Organism: Postia placenta MAD-698-R-SB12
Lineage: Eukaryota; Fungi; Basidiomycota; Agaricomycetes; Polyporales; Adustoporiaceae
Exons: 9
Coding region: 1-732 (243 amino acids)
Source: RefSeq, a predicted model, not a curated record